GGCAGGUGCAGAGAAAAUGGUUGAAUGCCUUCUCAGAUCAGACAAGGAGAACUGGCCGAAAACUUUGAAACUUGCAUUGGAGAAAGAAGAGAGCGAGUUCAGUGAACUGUGGAUGGUAGAGAAAGGUGCAAAAGAUGUCAAAAUGAAAGAUUUUGAGGAUGAUGAAAUGAAAACUUUGGAUGUACAGGUUUUCUACCGGGAAGAACCAGAAAACCAGAAUCUUAAUUCAUGCCCUUCUUCAGAAGUGCCUCAUACUUACAGCCCAUUGAAGCCAAGAAAUUACCAACUAGAGCUUGCUUUACCUGCUCAGAAAGGAAAAAACACAAUAAUGUGUGCUCCUACUGGUUGUGGAAAAACUUUUGUUUCACUUCUUAUAUGUGAACAUCAUCUUAAAAAAUUUCCACAAGGACAAAAGGGGAAAGCUGUCUUUUUUGCUAUGCAACUCUCAGUGUAUGGGCAGCAGAAAUCUGUGUUCUCAAAGUAUUUUGGAAGACUUGGGUACAAAGUUGUAGGCAUUUCUGGAGUAACAUGUGACAAUGUCUCAGUGGAACAGACUGUUGAGAACAAUGGCAUCAUCAUUUUAACUCCACAGAUUCUUGUGAACAACCUUAAAAAUGGGACUAUUCCAUCACUCUCUGUCUUGAUGAUAUUUGAUGAAUGCCACAACACUAGUAAACAUCAUCCUUAUAAUAUGAUCAUGUUUAAUUGUCUAGAUCAGAAGUUUGGAGGGUCUUCAGACUCACUGCCCCAGGUCAUUGGGCUGACUGCCUCGGUUGGCACUGGGGAUGCCAGAAAUACAGCUGAAGCCACAGAAUAUAUCUGCAAAUUGUGUGCUUCUCUCGACACAUCAGUGGUAGACAAAGACAACUUGGAGGAACUGGAGGAGAUUGUUUAUAAGCCCAAGAAGUUUUUCAGGAAAGUGGAAUCACGGACCACCAACAGAUUUAAAUGCAACAUAUCUCAGUUGAUGAUAGAGACAGAUUUGGUAAAGAGUAUCUUUGAAGAACUUGAAAACUUAUCUCAAAUUCAAAAUAGGAAUUUUGGAACACAGAGAUAUGAACAGUGGAUUAUCGCAGUUCAGAAAGCGUGCAUGGUGUUUCAGAUGCAAGAUGAAGAGAGCAGGAUUUGUAAAGCACUGUUUUUCUACACAUCGCAUUUGUGGAGAUACAAUGAUGCCCUCAUUAUCAAUGAGCAUGCUCGAAUGAAAGAUGCUCUGGAUUACUUAAAAGACUUCUUCAGAAAUGUCCAAGCAGAAGGAUUUGAUGAGAUUGAGCAAGCGCUCACUCAGAGAUUUGAAGAGAAGCUGCAGGAACUAGAAUGUAUUUCCAUGGAUCCCAGCAAUGAGAACCCUAAACUCAAAGAUCUCUGCUUCAUCUUGCAAGAAGAGUACCACUUAAGCCCAGAGACCAGAAUCAUCCUCUUUGUGAAAACCAGAGCACUCAUGGAUGCUUUAAAGAAACGGCUUGAAGAAAAUCCUAAGCUCAGCUUUCUCAAACCUGGCAUAUUGACUGGACGUGGCAGAACAAAUCAGAAAAUAGGAAUGACCCUCCCAGUACAGAAGUGUGUAUUGGAUGCAUUCAGAACUGAUGGAGAUAACAAGAUUCUGAUUGCCACCUCAGUUGCUGAUGAAGGCAUUGUCAUUGCUCAGUGCAAUCUGGUCCUCCUAUAUGAGUAUGUGGGCAAUGUCGCCAAAAUGAUCCAAACCAGAGGCAGAAGAAGAGCAAGAGGGAGCAAGUGUUUCCUUCUGACUAGUAAUGCCGAUGUAAUCGAAAAAGAAAAAAUAAACAUAUAUGAAGAAAAAAUGAUGAAUGACUCCAUUUUAAGCCUGCAGACAUGAGAUGAAGCAGUAUUUAAAGAAAAGGUUUGCCAGAUACAGAUUCAUGAAAAAUUCAUCAGGGAUAAUCAAGGAAAAGUAAAACCUGUGCUUGAUAAGGAAAAUAAAAAACUGCUCUGCAGAAAGUGCAAAACCUUUGCAUGUUAUACAGCUGAUAUAAGAGUGAUGGAGGAAUGCCAUUUCACUAUGGUUGGAGUUGCUUUCAGGGAGCAUUUUGUGAGUAAGUUACACCCCAGACCAAAGAGCUUUGGGAGUUUUGAGAAGAGAGCAAAGAUCUUCUGUGCCAGGGAGGACUGCAGCUAUGACUGGGGAAUCCAUGUGAAGUAUAAGGUAUUUGAGAUUCCAGUUAUAAAGACUGAAAGUUUUGUGGUGGAAGAUGUUGCAACUGGAGUUCAGACACUGUAUGCAAAGUGGAAGGACUUUCAUUUUGAGAAGAUCCCAUUUGAUGCUGCAGAAAUGUCCACUUGAGCUCAGGACCUCAGUCUGCAGGGAAGGGGUGACCUUGAGUGAGGAAGAAAUUAGACCAGUGGGUGAAUCACAGAUCACUUGUACCACUGUCAGGAUAUUUUCCCUAAGGCUUGUACUGU
Molecule: messenger RNA, 2421 nt
Organism: Globicephala melas (long-finned pilot whale)
Lineage: Eukaryota; Metazoa; Chordata; Mammalia; Artiodactyla; Delphinidae
Gene: RIGI
Product: RNA sensor RIG-I
Biological process (GO): cytoplasmic pattern recognition receptor signaling pathway; antiviral innate immune response
Cellular component (GO): cytoplasm
Molecular function (GO): zinc ion binding; single-stranded RNA binding; double-stranded RNA binding
Source: RefSeq, a predicted model, not a curated record